ACGUGUUAUUGGAUUUUGUGUAUAUGUUGGAUCGCAUUCAUCGAGUUUUAAAUUUUAGCAUAUGGAACUACAAUUGUAAAUAUCAGAUUAUGGAUCAAGCUGAUGACGGGCUUCUGUUAAAUUUAGUGUCCUUUGGAGGAGAGGGAGGAGGGAAUAAAAGACCCAAGGAGGACAAGUUGACUCGUCUGAAAAGACAGAGAGCGGAAAAGCGAAGAGCUUUAAUUUCUUCAAAAAUAGCAGCUUCCAAACAAGAAACACCCACAGGAGCCAAAAAGCCAAAAUUAGGCACCAAUGGCCCCACCAUAGAAGAGGACAAGCACUCUCCAUCACCAGCAGAAAAAGAAAGGAAGAUCCCUUCAGAGACAGAGAGCGCUCAUGAAAAAGGAAAAAACUUCAGAAGUGGUCCACAGCAGAUUGUAGCUUCCUUAUUCAGAAAUAACCCAGAAAUACCCAAAGUAUCAAGCCAUGCAGUUGAACAACUGAAAGAGAAGAUAUUUUCUUCUGAUAAAUUUUCGGAGCUUCAGUUACAUCCUUUUUUGGUGAGUUUGUGA
Lingula anatina is the source of this 551-nucleotide messenger RNA. RefSeq names its product ATP-dependent DNA helicase DDX31. Lineage: Eukaryota; Metazoa; Brachiopoda; Lingulata; Lingulida; Lingulidae. The record is from RefSeq and is a predicted model, not a curated record. Gene Ontology annotation, molecular function: ATP binding; nucleic acid binding; RNA helicase activity.